Molecule: messenger RNA, 1381 nt
Organism: Pyricularia grisea
Lineage: Eukaryota; Fungi; Ascomycota; Sordariomycetes; Magnaporthales; Pyriculariaceae
Exons: 4
Molecular function (GO): O-methyltransferase activity
Source: RefSeq, a predicted model, not a curated record
AUCUUAACACCUUAUACAGACAUAGCCAUCAAGAACAGGACACAAACCACAUACGACUUCACAAUGAGCAUCUCCCUCCAUGCCAAAGAUUUCAAAGGCGUGGCCUACGCCGAACAAGAGGAGGUCUACUUCAAUGAUGGCAGGGAAAAGGAGCUCCUGGACUACGUCCUAAACCACCCAUCAGUGUCAGAUAUCAGGGGCAAUCCACAAAAGGUCCUCGACUUGAUUGACGAGUUUGGCCGUAAGCAAAAAUACCUGAUGAAUAUUGGCGAGUACAAAGGCAAGACAGUCCGCAAUAUCAUUAGGAAGCACAGGCCGGCCACUAUGGUUGAGCUGGGAGGGUACGUGGGCUACUCGGCAGUUGCGUUUGCGUCUGCUGCCAAAGAAGCCGGUGGGAAGCGGUACAUUAGUAUUGAGCACAAUCCCGAGUUUGCUCACGUCAUUGAGCAGAUGGUAGAGCUGGCUGGGCUGAAGGAAUUUGUAACUGUUGUAGUUGGCGGCAGCUCGGAUGCUUUGAAGAAGCUACAUGGCGACGGGACUCUCAAACAUAUCGACUUGUUAUUCUUGGACCAUCUGAAGCCGCUCUAUACGCCGGAUUUACAACUCUGUGAGGAGCUGGAGCUUGUUGGACCUGGCACCGUCCUCGCUGCUGACAAUGUUGUCAAGCCUGGCAACCCGCCAUAUCUGAAGUAUGUCAGAAGUACCGUGGCUGAGAAACGCAAUGCGAUGGUCAGGGCGACGGAGAUGGACGCCAAGGGUAACCCGAACCUGAUAUACGAGAGCGAAUUUGUGGAAGGAUGGGAGCCUAGUGGUGUACCAGAUGCUCUGGAAGUCACGCACUGUGUUGGAAUUGAGGCCCACUAACGCAAAAGCUCGGGACUGUGCGUCCCGCCUUUCAACCCUCUCGAUCUGGUGUGUGGUUUUUGUUUUGGUGAAUUUCCAGGCGGGCACUCCGUCCUCAAAGAGCUCAUGGAAUUCGUGGUAGGACCUGCUCUUGGUCUCGGGAAAGAGGAACACGAAGGGGUACACGAGUGUGACUCGGCCAAAGAAAAGGCUGAUAUUUGGCCAACACCCGACAUACUGGGUCGAAAGCACCAACGGUGUUGUCUAAUUCUUUUUGAGGGGUUAGUCGGUAAGCCUAGGUUCAGGCACGAGUGCCUGAGGUAAAUCGGCCUACAACUUACGAAGAAGAUACUCGUUAGGUAUUGAAUUAUUACUGCCAAGGAUCCAGUCUUGGCUCGUAGCUUGAGACUUGAAACCUCGACCAGUGAAAUCCAUCCUACUCCCCUUAGGUAGCAAACUCCGUUCUUUCCUUCUUCUUUUUUUUGAAGAUCCUGGAACUAGGGAAGAUGCGGAAUGAAACUUGUCAAUAAGUGCCAAA